Molecule: messenger RNA, 447 nt
Organism: Suillus discolor
Lineage: Eukaryota; Fungi; Basidiomycota; Agaricomycetes; Boletales; Suillaceae
Exons: 4
Coding region: 1-447 (148 amino acids)
Cellular component (GO): CHRAC; nucleus
Molecular function (GO): protein heterodimerization activity
Source: RefSeq, a predicted model, not a curated record
AUGACCAAGAAACGGAAAGAGAAGGAACCGCAGCGCGAGCGCGAGCUGGGAAAGUCAAUCUUACCAUUUUCAAGAGUGCAAAAGAUAAUCAAAGCGGACAAGGAACUUCCAAUAGUCGCGCGCGACGCGACUUUCUUAAUCUCACUUGCCACCGAGGAGUUCAUCAGAAGACUUUCAGAGGCAUGCCAGAAGCUCGCGGAGCGGGAGAAGCGAACAACUGUGCAACAGAAGGACGUCGCAAGUGUAGUGCGGCGAGCAGAUGAAUUUAUGUUCCUCGAGGAGAUCAUCGCUUUUCAACGCACGGAACCUCCACAAAAACGCAAACCUAAAGCAUUACAGGAUGCAGAGAGCCAGAGUGAACCAACGAUGCUCGAUAAGUUUGUCACUAGAGGAGAGGAGAGUCAGGAACAGGGCGCUGUUGCAGAACCACCCAAAUACAAGCAAUAG